AUGGCUCCUAAAAAGGCAGGUGUUCUCGGCGCAACCGGAAGUGUUGGCCAACGUUUUAUUUUGCUGCUUUCUGAGCAUCCUGACUUUGAACUGUCAGUUCUCGGUGCAUCCUCAAGAUCGGCUGGAAAGAAGUACGGCGAUGCUGUCACUUGGAAGCAAACAUCCUUGUUGCCUGAAUCUGCUUCGCAAGUGCCUGUUUCAGAGUGCACUGUUGAGGCCUUCAAGGACUGUGAUAUCGUGUUUUCUGGGCUGGAUGCAGAGUAUGCAGGCCCUAUCGAGAAAGCCUUUGUAGAGGCUGGCUUGGCUGUGGUUUCCAAUGCCAAAAACUACAGACGCGAAGCUGACGUUCCUCUGAUCGUCCCUAUCGUGAACGCCGAGCAUUUGUCGGUGGUGGAGAACAAGGUGAAGGCUGCUAAAGCCAAGGGCGAAAAGACCGGAUUUAUUGUGUGUAUCUCUAACUGUUCUACUGCUGGUCUGGUUGCCCCACUAAAGCCUCUGACUGAAAAAUACGGUCCUAUUGACCUGUUGACCACCACCACGCUGCAGGCUAUUUCUGGUGCCGGGUUUUCGCCAGGAAUUCCAGGUAUUGAUAUUUUGGACAAUAUAGUACCAUACAUUUCGGGUGAGGAGGAGAAGAUGGAGUGGGAGACCAAGAAGAUCCUGGGUUCCACCAACCAGGACGGCUCAAAAUUCGUCCCUCUUUCCGACGACGAGAUCAAGGUCUCUGCCCAAUGUAAUCGUGUGGCUGUUAGCGAUGGCCACACCGAGUGUAUCUCGCUGCGUUUCAAGAACAGACCUGCUCCUAGUGUUGAGGAGGUCAAGCAGACCCUCAGGGAAUACGUCUGUGAUGCCUUCAAACUGGGAUGCCACUCCGCCCCCAAACAAACAAUCCACGUGCUCGAGCAGAACGACAGACCGCAGCCAAGAUUGGACCGCGACCGUGAUGCCGGAUACGGUGUUUCCGUUGGCAGAAUCAGAGAAGACCCAGUGCUGGACUUCAAGAUGGUGGUUCUUUCUCACAACACCGUCAUUGGGGCUGCCGGUGCGGGUGUCCUGAUUGCGGAAAUUCUGGCUGCGAAAAACGUGAUCUAG
Messenger RNA from Kuraishia capsulata CBS 1993, 1092 nucleotides. RefSeq lists its product as uncharacterized. Gene Ontology annotation, biological process: L-threonine biosynthetic process. The transcript has a single exon. Gene Ontology annotation, molecular function: protein dimerization activity; aspartate-semialdehyde dehydrogenase (NADP+) activity; NAD binding. NCBI's taxonomy places the organism in Eukaryota, Fungi, Ascomycota, Pichiomycetes, Pichiales, Pichiaceae. The record is from RefSeq and is a predicted model, not a curated record. Bases 1 to 1092 code for a protein of 363 amino acids.